AUGAUAUAUAUUCAGCUCCUGCCCCAUUGCCUGUCCUUCCGUGUUGAGGGCUUGCAGGUACUGAACGAGUGGCGAGUCGGGUUUGAGGGUUCUGUCAUCGCUCCAGACCCAGACGGCGCUUUGUUGGAUCUCGAACUAGCCGCGUCGUUUUACGUGGUCGAAGAUUCGAGCGAAGAAUUGACACCAGUCUGCUACGCAUCUGGUGAUUGUGAGCUUGUGAAAUAG
Messenger RNA from Penicillium robsamsonii, 225 nucleotides. RefSeq lists its product as uncharacterized. NCBI's taxonomy places the organism in Eukaryota, Fungi, Ascomycota, Eurotiomycetes, Eurotiales, Aspergillaceae. The record is from RefSeq and is a predicted model, not a curated record. The coding region runs from base 1 to 225 and encodes 74 amino acids. The transcript has a single exon.